UAUUGCUGAUCAGAUCACACUGCUCGAGUUCCGUAAAUAUUUCACACAUAAAAUUGGAAUCCCAGGAAUACAUUUAAGGAGCUCACCAAAUCCAGAUUAAGCUGCUAAUACAGGAACAUAAACAGCACUGAGGUGCCAUAAGGAAUGUCUACAAUGCGCAGUGACACGGAGGAGGGUACGACGAGCGAAGCGUACCAAGAUGAACCCGACCUUAAGCAGGAGUCACUCACCAUAGAUGGUCACCACGUGCCCCAUUACAUAUUGCCCAUUCGCGGCGAUGGCAAUUGUCUAUUUCGUGCAAUUUCAUUUAUUUUAUACGGCUCACAACUACUCCAUAAAACGGUGCGGCAGAGUAUAGUGCGGCAGGUGGUGGGCAACUGGAGGGAGUUAGAGGUUCUCACCAGCAACGAACGAGGGGACAACUACAGCUGUCUCCACGCCUACACUACUGAAAUGAUGACCGAUGGCACAUUUGGCGGACUCUGCGAACUCUCGGCGGCCGGCGACUUGUUUCGCAUUCAUUUCGAAGUGUACUCUGGUGGGAAAUGUCUUGCCAAAGUGGGCGAGCCAAAGAAUCGUGUGAGGCGACUGCGGUUCAGCGGCAAUCUAAGCUUUGGCCAUUUUGAGGUGUUGCUGCCGAAACGGUACAGCCAAUGUGCCUCGCUCAUCAUGAAGAAUGGCGCCGAAAAGUUCAAUUUUUGCGUUUUCAGUGGAGCGACCAGAUAUCCCGAGAACGGACACCAGCCGCGCUCAGAAGUGAUUCGUGGCCGGGGCUUUCGACUGCGCAUUGAGCCCCAUUAUCUGGGGCCAACCAUACAAAUUUGCUGCAAAGAUCAUUUAUCAAUUGUGAAGCCGGAGCUGCCCUCGCCGCAUGAGGUGCGCCAGCGAUUGGCAAAAAAUUUAAUAGCUAACAAUCGGCCAGGCCAACGGACCCCGCAAAUAAUGCAACGCAACGCGAUCAUCGCUGAGAUUAUUCAACGAAAUUCACACAUCUUCCGCCACGCGCUGCCGCAGUUUCUGUCCAGAUUUAAUUUUCGCAGCGCCCGCCCUGGAUAACUUAAUGCUGUAACUGUUUUAAUUAAAGACGCCCGCCCCGCCCCAGAUGCCCCCAGACGCCCCAAAGACCUUCCCAUACAGCUGCCUGCUGGCAGCACAACAUUUGAAUCAUUUUCAAAAUAUGCAGCACUGAAGAAAACGGAAGUCAAAGAGUGCAAGAAUACAACGACAACAAUCACGUUAACCCUUAGAGUAUGUGUAUGCCCCACCACCGCACCACCCCACCACCCUACCAUAAUAUGUGGCAACUCUGCAGGCCACAAGAGGAGAGGCGAACAGGCAAAUGCUCUAUUCCAAAUUCAUCGUCGGCGAUCGUGUAGCAACUUCACAUCAAGUUACCGCUCUGGCACAAGCCUCAAUGAUUCUGGCAUCUUUUGGGCGCAGAAUAAAAUAUAUCUUAAUAAAUCCAUUAGCCAUAA
Molecule: messenger RNA, 1475 nt
Organism: Drosophila obscura
Lineage: Eukaryota; Metazoa; Arthropoda; Insecta; Diptera; Drosophilidae
Exons: 3
Coding region: 145-1056 (303 amino acids)
Biological process (GO): protein deubiquitination
Molecular function (GO): cysteine-type deubiquitinase activity
Source: RefSeq, a predicted model, not a curated record